Doryrhamphus excisus (bluestripe pipefish) is the source of this 1599-nucleotide messenger RNA. It is a transcript of the gene mettl21ca, whose product is annotated as methyltransferase 21C, AARS1 lysine a. NCBI's taxonomy places the organism in Eukaryota, Metazoa, Chordata, Actinopteri, Syngnathiformes, Syngnathidae. The record is from RefSeq and is a predicted model, not a curated record.
UGGGGGAAAGCCACUGUGUGAGAAGCAGAAUGGAGAUGGAGGAGGAUGAAGAGCAAAAAGAGGAGAAGGAAAAUGAUGCUUCACAAGGUGAUGCCGUCCAGAAGGAGCAUAAACAAGGAUGGUCUCCAUGUUUCUUCCAGAGGCCAGAUAGAGAGUUGUAUCAUUAUGCUGGCCAGGAGAUCAUCAUCCAGGAGGCUUUUGACUCCUAUGCAGGCAUGAUAUGGCCAGCGGCUUUGGCACUUUGCCACUACCUGGAUUCUCAUCAGAACCAGCUAAGUCUUGUGGACAAAGCGGUGCUGGAGAUCGGCGCAGGAACCGGCCUUCUGUCUAUUGUGGCGUCACUCCUCGGGGCCUGGGUGACUGCCACCGACCUUCCAGAUGUUCUGAGCAACCUGAGAUUCAACCUGUCCAAAAACACCAGGGGGCGCUGCAGGCAUACACCUCAGGUGGCGCCUCUGUCGUGGGGCUACGACCUGGAGAGAACUUACCCCACGUCGGUCUACCGCUACGACUACAUCCUAGCCGCUGAUGUGGUCUACCACCAUGACUUCCUGGAAGAGCUCAUGGCCACCAUGAAGCACUUCUGCAAGCCAGGGACCACCUUGAUCUGGGCCAACAAGGUCAGAAUGGAGUCUGACCUCACAUUCGCAGACAAAUUUAAGGAGGCCUUUAAGACAAGGGUUCUACACGAGGAUGGGGAGAUAAAGAUCUUCAUGGCCACUUGCAGAGAGGAUGGAAGGAGAAAUGAGCAACGGGAGGGAGGCUGUUUCCAUGGAAACAAGGAUGGAGAGUCUUUGGUCAAAUCAGAAAUUGGACAAGCUGGAAGAAAUGAUGAAUGUGAGUCGGAGGAGAAGACCAGCCGAGAAGAACAUGAGACGAAUCAGGCUGAGAACAUCUCAGUUUCACUUGAAGAUUUGUCAGAAGUACAUGAGGCCAAAAGAAGUCAGCCUGACAGGACACCAGCCUGGGUCCCCAGCAUCAACAGCAGCUUUGGUAAAGAUGUGUACCGUUACACAGGACAGGACAUCGUCAUUCACGAGUCCAUUGAUUCCUUUGGAGCUGUCAUGUGGCCGGCGGCACUGGCUCUGUGCUCCUUUCUGGACAACAACAAGCACAUAGUGGACCUACAGGGGAAGAAGGUGCUAGAACUGGGAGCCGGAACCGGACUGGUGUCCAUUGUGGCCAGUUUGUUGGGAGCCGUAGUGACAGCAACAGACUUACCUGAGGUGCUGAGUAACCUCAGGUCCAAUGUGAUGAGGAACACUAGGGGGCGUUGCAGGUUCACACCCACCGUGGUGGCACUGCCCUGGGGGGGUGACAUGGAGCACACCGACUCCGUAUCGACGCAUCGCUUCGACUAUGUUUUUGCAGCAGAUGUGGUUUACCAUCAUGACUUCCUGGAUGAGCUUCUGGUCACAAUGAAGCACUUCUGUCAGCCUGGCACCACCUUGAUCUGGGCCAACAAGACCAGACUGGAGUCUGAUCUCACGUUCAUAGACAAAUUUAAGGAGGCCUUUAAGACAAGUUUGCUGGAUGAAGAUGGAGAGAUGAAGAUCUACAUGGGAAGAUGCAGAGACAUGGACAACUGACUGAAUAACG